AUGUCCAGCUACAUUGAAGCUAUAAAACUAGCUCAGCAAAAGAAAUCAAAGCAGAAAUCUGCGCCAGUUAACUCUGGCACUUAUGCAUCAAGCUCCAGUUCCCUUCUCUCGGGAAACAAAAAGCUAGAACGCAAAAAGCCCGACCCAAAUGCGAUCGCGAAGCUGAAGCAAAGAAUCGCGGCGGAAAAGCCAAAACCUGCGCCGCCGAAAAAGCCAAAAGAAAGCAAUGUCCAUGGACCCAGCUCUAGCAAGGCAGUGAAAGAUAAACCCAAAAAGUCUUCCUCUGAAAGCUCAGUUAGCAAGAAGCCUAAAUCGCUCGUCUCUUCAAAACAUGCUCCGAGCAGCUCUUCCAAGUACGAAGAGCCGCUCAAAAAGCGGAAAUCGGAGAACGGGCCUUCUUCAAGUUCCUCAAGUUCAAAGAAGGCGAAGUUAAGUUCAGAGUCGAAUAACAACAAGAAGAAGCAGGCGGUAUCGUACCACGAAAUGAUGGCGAGAGCGACAAGUGGCAAGUCGAACAAAGACAAGUCUCCGGCAGAAACAUCCUCACACAAAUCUUCAAAAAACAAAAACAAAGAAUCGCAAGGCGAGUCAAGCAACUCCAAAAAGGAUGAAGAAUAUCUUUACUGGGGACUAAACGACGAAGAAUACAAAUUCUACCACAGUCUCAAUAAAAAAGCGCGAAAGGCGGCUGAGAAGGGAAUUGAAUGCAAACUGGACUCGUACGAGAAGAGAAUGCAGGAGAGAAUCAAGAAAAAGAAAAAUGAGUAUAAAGCGAGGGCCAAGAAGGAGGCUGAAAAACAAUCGCUGCUGGAAAAAGCGAACAAAUACAAACCAAGCAAGAACAAAUCCACUAACAAUCUUCCGCCGCCCAAGCCUCAGCCGCCUAAGGUACUCAAUCCCUACGCCAAGCUGGAGAUCAGCAAAGGGAAGAAAUCGAAAAUACAAGAACAAUCUAGCGAAUCGUCAAAACUGCCAAAGAAAGAAUCUAAGUUGCCCAAAUCUAGCUCCGUUCAAAAUUCACAGCCUAAAAAUGGCUAUUCGAGGCCACAAACAACAUACGGAAAUCGCGGUUUCGACCCGUAUGCGCACAGAAGAGACAGCAACCCGUACCAACAAAGGAGUAGAAAUCCGUAUGACGAUCUUCCUGAUUCGGAGGACGAGUACGACUCUGAACUCGAUGAUUUUAUCGACGACGACGAAGAUACAGUUGGAGUCGACGUAGCCCGUCAGCUUGUUCGUGCUAGUUGCAAGAAAAUCUUCACAAUGAAGAGUGGCGAAACAUAUUCAAGUGACAAAUGGGCAGAGCGAGAACGCGGCCUCUCCGACCACGCCCUCCAUACAUAUGAGUUUUACGGAUCUGUGGAUGAUCGCGGUAGACGAACGUGGGACACGGCAGCGUACGAGCGUAAAGCUAAGUACGGCCAUGCUGGGACUGUUGCGACGGACUUGAAGUCGGACAAGCGCAACCUACCGCCGAGUCAGCGAGACAUGCUGAAAGCGAGAGACUACAAGGUCGAUCUGGAUUCUAAAGUUAACAGAACAAGUGUCGUAUCAAUGACAGACGGUGGAAAGGAUGGUUCCGCUGGAUAUUACUGUGAAGUUUGUGACUGCGUGAUCAAAGAUUCAAUGAAUUACUUGGACCAUAUCAAUGGACGAAAGCAUAUUCAAAACCUUGGAAUGAGUAUGAAUUUGAAAAGAUCUACUGUAGAAGACGUCAAAAAUCGCUUUAAAAUGCACAAAGAGAAGAAAGUAGUCGAAAAAAAGGAAUACUCGCUGGCAGAGAGGCUGGCUGAUGCAGCUGAGGAAGAAGAGAGAAUGGCAGCUUAUUCGCAACAGGCAAGGGUUAAAAAAGAUCGAAAACAGCGCAAACGAAACAGAGAUGAAGAAAAACGACAAAACGACUUAGAACUCAAACGAGCAAAGCGUGCUAUGGAGGAAAAGCUAAGAAAAGAGCAUGAUGCUCUUAUCGAAGAAAAUCGAAAGAAAGAAGCCCAGAAAAAAGCUGAAUCAAGACGACCAGGCUCAUCUGACGAGGACAGCCCAUCUGAAAAAGACAAUCCACCACCUCCUCCUCCUCCAAAGCCGGUGAGCGAGGAUUUAUUAGCCGCAGCGGACAAUGACGAUGAUAUGAUGGCCGCGAUGGGUUUUGGAGGCUUUGGGGGAUCUGCAAAGGAUGCGUAA
Messenger RNA from Oikopleura dioica, 2181 nucleotides. The record is from the annotation of a GenBank genome assembly. NCBI's taxonomy places the organism in Eukaryota, Metazoa, Chordata, Appendicularia, Copelata, Oikopleuridae.